UAUAAAAUGUCAUUUGUAAUCAUUGUAAAAAAAAAAAAGUUUUUACUAAUGGAUAAUAAUUUUACUUGUUUCUUUUAUGGAACACUUGUUUUUCCACAAAUAUUGAAACAAGUUUUAAAUGAUGGUCGAAAAAAUACAGAACCACCAAUUAAUGUAGAACAAAUUCCUGCGACAUUAAAGGGAUAUAAACGACGCAAAGUAAUUGGAACAGAUUAUCCCGCAAUUUUAAAAGGAGAUGAUUUAAAAGAUGAAACAAGAGGUGUGUUAAUUAGAGGCUUGUCAUCACAAGACAUAAGAAGAUUAGACAACUUCGAGAGUCACCAAUACGAAAGGAAAAAAAUAAAGGUAUAUAUUGAAAAUGAAGGGACACCUAUAGAAGCUAUUACUUAUGUUUGGAAAGAUUCCCCUGAUUUGCUGGAUGAAAAAGAUUGGAAUUCUGAAGAAUUUGAAUGGAGUAAAUUUUCAGACUAUUAAUUACUAUUUAUUAUUUAAGAAUAUGGUUAAUACCCUUUUAUGUCUAUAAAUUAAUUCAAUGUUUCACAGAUACUAAAAAAGUUUGUGUAAAUUAUAUUCAAACGCUAGUUAUUUCGUGAAU
Messenger RNA from Rhizophagus irregularis DAOM 181602=DAOM 197198, 595 nucleotides. Lineage: Eukaryota; Fungi; Glomeromycota; Glomeromycetes; Glomerales; Glomeraceae. The record is from RefSeq and is a predicted model, not a curated record.